This is a messenger RNA of Hyalella azteca, 1138 nucleotides long. Its product is annotated as procathepsin L-like. Bases 23 to 1042 code for a protein of 339 amino acids. Gene Ontology annotation, molecular function: cysteine-type endopeptidase activity. The transcript is spliced from 7 exons. Gene Ontology annotation, biological process: immune response. The record is from RefSeq and is a predicted model, not a curated record. Gene Ontology annotation, cellular component: lysosome. Lineage: Eukaryota; Metazoa; Arthropoda; Malacostraca; Amphipoda; Hyalellidae.
GGUUCGUGGAGACACUGAAGAAAUGGCUACAUUGGCGGUUUUCCUGUCUCUCUUGGCCAUCGCGUCUGCGUGGCACUUCAAGCAAAUCUUCGACCAGGAGUUCAUAAACUACAAGAUCACCCAUAAGAAAACUUACAGCUCGUUUGUAGAAGAGACGAUCCGCUACAAUGUCUUCCUCGAAAACAAACUCCGCAUGUCGCAGCACAACGAAAAGUUCGCGAGAGGCGAGGUCUCCUACGAGCUUGGCGAAACUCAGUUUGCUGACCAGACUCACGACGAGCACAGGCAAGUGCUAGGCCUUUUGAGUUUGCCUGAAUUCGACGUCGCGUACCUAGAGCGCGAAACUCGUCGUGUCGCUGCCUCCGUUGUUGCUGUCAAAGACGACGGUCUCCCUGAUUACCUGGACUGGAGGGAGAAGGGCGCCGUGACUCCGGUCAAGAACCAGGAUAGAUGUGGCUCGUGUUGGGCUUUCUCUGCGGUAGGAGCAUUGGAGGGUCAGAUUUUCCGGAAUACUGGAGUUUUGAGAAGCCUGUCAGUGCAACAAGUAGUGGACUGCACUGAAAACGCUUUGGGGUGCGCCGGAGGUCUGCCAGCGUUGGCUUACGAGCAAAUCGAAAGGUCCGGUGGUCUUGCCACCGAAGAAGAUUACCCAUACAUUACUUAUCAAGGAAACUGUAGCAUGCGACACAUGGAUGGAGGAGUCGACCACGGCUAUCGCGCUUUCAAGAAGAACGACGAGCAGGCGCUGAAGGAGGCCGUCUCCAAGUAUGGCCCCAUCUCCGUCGCCUUCUCCGUACUUGAUGAUUUUAUUCAUUACAAGCGCGGUGUGUACGAGUGCAGCAAACGGGCCGCGCUCAACCACGCUGUGCUGCUCGUGGGCUACGGCAGUGAUGAAGUCGAUGGAGAUUAUUGGAUCAUCAAGAAUUCGUGGGGCGUUAAUUGGGGGGAAAGAGGAUACUUCAGAAUGGCCAGGAACAAAAACAACACCUGCUUCAUCGCCGCCCAGAGUUCCAUUCCAGACGUUUGGUUUCAUGGGAACUAGGAUAAAGUGACAUAACAGGUUGAGGUGUGCAACUUUGCUCUUUAAUGCAUUGAAUCCGAAGUGGUAAAUAUGCGUAACACGAAAUUCUCCAGGACG